Molecule: messenger RNA, 2410 nt
Organism: Momordica charantia (bitter melon)
Lineage: Eukaryota; Viridiplantae; Streptophyta; Magnoliopsida; Cucurbitales; Cucurbitaceae
Product: cysteine-rich receptor-like protein kinase 10
Biological process (GO): protein phosphorylation
Cellular component (GO): plasma membrane
Molecular function (GO): protein serine/threonine kinase activity; ATP binding
Source: RefSeq, a predicted model, not a curated record
GGUGAGUCUAGUGUUAUUUUGAAAUUUAAACGACACCCAUUAGUAAGUAGCAAAAAAUUUUGUAUUGAGAACUUGGGUCACCGGAAGGACGCGUGAUUAAUACGGACCUGAAUAACGUGGACUAACGUAAUUGAAACGAUGGAUAAGUUCCGACUUUCCUUCUGCUUCUUCAAUCUUCUCUCCUUUCACCGAAGGAAAAUGAAAAUGGUGAUGGGCAGUUGGAGUAAUUUCACAACCCUUUUCUUCCUCAUCUCCUUCAUUCUCGCACAGUUGAUUUUUACCACAACUUCUCAACCGGAAUUUUUCUUCUGGAAAUGUUCAGACAACGGCAACUACACCAACAACAGCCCUUUCAAGAGAAAUCUGGACAACGCACUCGCCUCCGUCUCCUCCAAAUCCAACACCAACCCCCAGGGAACUGACUACGGCUUCUAUAAUGCCUCCUCCGGCGAAGAUCCCGACAGAGCCAACGUUAAGGUGCUCUGCCGUGGAGGUGCUCCCUUGGAACAAUGCAGAAUUUGUGUGAAUAACUCAGUCCGCAGGAUUUUGCAAAAUUGCCCUGCCCAGAAGGAAGGUACUGGAUGGUACCACGAUUGCCAGAUUCUUUACUCAAACAACUCUAUCAAUGGUGAGAUAUCCAUUGCAGGGGCGGGUCAAACUUAUUACAACGUCAAUACAGCCCCAGACGCGAAGGGUUUCAACGAGGCACGGAGGGAGUUGCUGGAUGGGCUGCGAGAGAAGGCUGCCAGAGGGAGUUCUAUUCGCAAGUCCGCUGGCGGCGAUGUGAAGCUUCAAGCUCCGAAUACGUAUACCAUAUAUGGGCUUGUUGAUUGUUUUCCCGAUAUGCCGUUCUUCGAUUGUGAUGUGUGCCUCAGUCGCCUUCAGAGUUCUCUUCCUAGUUGUUGUAACGGCAGCAUAGGGGCCAGAUUAGUGGUGACUAGUUGCCAAAUCAAUUAUGAGAUCCACCCUCUGUAUGAGUUACUCCUCUCUCCGCCUCCGCCUCCGCCCUCAGCUGCUGAACUCCCACCGCCAUCUGCGCCUCCAACCGGAGGAAACGAUGGCAAUACGGUUAGAACUGUUAUAAUCGUUGUGGCGUCCGUCGUUUCUGCUAUCAUUCUCGUUGUUGCCAUUUUCAUCAUUUUGAGAUUCAGGAAGCGUAACCACAGAACACCGUUACAAACAUUUGAAGGUGCUUCUCUUGUUGACAACACUGAUGAAAUUAGCAGUGCAGAGACGAUUCAAUAUGAUUUUGACACUAUUAAAGUUGCAACAAAUGAUUUCUCAACUGAAAACAAGCUUGGACAGGGUGGAUUUGGAGCUGUUUACAGGGGUGAGCUACAUAAUGGACAGCAGAUAGCAGUGAAGAGGCUUGCAAAUAAUUCACAGCAAGGAGAUAUUGAAUUCAAAAAUGAAGUCCUUUUGGUCGCCAAACUUCAACACCGAAACUUGGUCAGGCUGUUGGGAUUCUGCUUGCAAGGAAGCGAAAGACUUCUCAUAUAUGAGUUUGUACCAAAUGGCAGCCUUGACCACUUCAUAUUUGAUUUUGGAAAGCGGACACUAUUAGAUUGGGAAAGACGGUACAAAAUUAUAGUUGGGAUUGCACGAGGACUUCUUUACCUUCACGAAGAUUCUCGCCUUCGAAUUAUACAUCGUGAUCUCAAAGCUAGUAAUAUUUUGUUAGAUGGAGAAAUGAAUUCAAAAAUUGCAGAUUUUGGUAUGGCAAGAUUGUUCGAAGUAGAUGAGACUCAAGGAAAUACUAGUAGAAUUGUGGGAACUUAUGGUUAUAUGGCUCCGGAGUAUGCGAUGCAUGGACAAUUUUCAAUAAAAUCAGAUGUCUUUAGCUUUGGUAUUUUGGUUCUUGAAAUUUUGAGCGGCCAAAAAAAUAAUUGUUUUCGCAACGGGGAAAAAGUGGAAGAUCUCUCCAGCUUUGCAUGGAAAAAUUGGAAGGCAGGAACAACUAUAAAUGUCAUAGAUUCUGCACUUAGUGCCGGUUCAAGAAUUGAAAUGAUAAGAUGUGUUCAUAUUGGACUACUAUGUGUUCAAGAGAAUGCAGCAGAUCGACCAACAAUGACUUCAGUGGUACUAAUGCUUAGUAGCUUCUCUCUCAGUCUCCCAGUACCUUUUGAACCUGCAUUCUUUAUGGACAGUACAUUGACAAAGUCAAAUCCAUGGUUGGAAAUGACUCAAGCUAGUAACUCUGGAAGUACUCCCCUCCAACGUUCUGAAAAUGAAACUUCAAUUACUGAACUCCACCCUCGAUAGAUUAUCACAUGUUGGUAAAAUAUGUUAUUUUGAAAGUUGUUUCUAGUUUUGAUAAAUUAUGUAUUUAGCAUUUGAUGAUGGGUCGUUUAACUUGUAUCAUGUAUGUAUUUAUUGUUCAACGGAGCAUUAAAAGUUGUAUUUAGUGAAA